Emericellopsis cladophorae is the source of this 1602-nucleotide messenger RNA. RefSeq lists its product as uncharacterized. The transcript is spliced from 2 exons. The annotation marks the transcript as partial. The record is from RefSeq and is a predicted model, not a curated record. Lineage: Eukaryota; Fungi; Ascomycota; Sordariomycetes; Hypocreales; Bionectriaceae.
GGCGAAAUUGAUAUUAAGGGUCUUCUUGAUGCGCUCAAGCCUCUGCUCACCAAGGACUCAAUCGAGGGUAUUGUUGGUCUGCUCAACAAUGCCGAAUCGCUGCUCAAUAAGGAGACCACGGGCCAGCUCAAGAACCUUAUCAAGGGUGCUGGCCCUCUGCUCGACCUCUUGGGCGAAAUUGAUAUUAAGGGUCUUCUUGAUGCGCUCAAGCCUCUGCUCACCAAGGACUCAAUCGAGGGUAUUGUUGGCCUGCUCAGCAAUGCCGAAUCACUUCUCGACAAGGAGACUACAGGGCAGCUUAAGAAUCUGGUCAAGGGUGCCGGUCCGCUCCUUGACCUUCUGGGUGAAAUUGAUAUCAAGGAUCUCUUGGAUGCGCUUAAGCCUCUCCUCACCAAAGAUUCGAUUGAGGGCAUCGUUGGUCUCCUCAGUAACGCAGAGUCGCUCCUGAACAAGGAGACCACAGGCCAGCUCAAGAACCUUAUCAAGGGCGCUGGUCCUCUUCUCGAUCUCUUGGGUGAGAUUGAUAUCAAGGGUCUUUUGGAUGCCCUCAAGCCCCUUCUCACGGAAGAGUCCGUCAAAGGAAUUGUCAACCUGCUUGGCAACGCCGAGAGCCUCCUCAGCAAGGAGUUUGUCUCCGAAGUCAAGAGCCUCAUCAAGGGUGCUGCGCCUCUCCUCGAGGGUCUCGGAGACAUUGACAUCAAGAAGCUUGUCAGCCAGAUCACACCAAUUCUGGAUGAGGUUGGUGAUCUCGACCUCAAGAGCCUGUUUGAUGCCAUCGCCCCUCUCCUCACACCGGAGAGCGUGGAGGGCCUGGUCGGUCUCGUCAAGAAUGCCGAGUCACUUCUCACCAAGGACUUUGUCAACCAGACCAAGGAUCUCAUCGGCGAUGCCGGUCCCCUUCUGUCUGCCUUGGGCGAGAUUGAUCUCAAGAAGCUCAUCAAGCAGGUCAUGCCCCUUCUGGACAUGCUCAGCGAAGUCAAUCUCAAAGACCUCCUCAAGAAGGCGGAGCCUCUCCUCGACCAGGCUGGGCCUCUCCUCGAGUCGAUUGGAAAGAUUGAUCUGGUCGGUCUCGUCAAGAAGAUUGCCCCGCUCCUCGAUGCACUCGAUGACGUCGACCUCAAGGGCAUCAUCGAUGCCAUCACGCCAUACCUCACGGCCAAAUACAUCAAGGGCAUCUUUGGCCUGGUGGAGAACGCUGAAGAUCUGCUCAGCGACAAGUUUGUGAACCAGACACAGACCCUGAUCGAGGGUGCUGUGCCACUGAUUAAGACCUUGGACAAGAUUGACCUCGAGGGUCUCUUUGAUGUUGUUGAGCCCUUGCUCAAGGAGCUCGACGGCAUUGAUCUCAGCGGUCUUGUGGAUGCUGUCAAGCCCAUCUUGGCGGCCGUCAAGAAGAUUGACAUUGAGGGCAUUGUGGACGAGGUCACGCCUCUCAUCACACCUUCGAGCGUCAAGGGCAUCCUUGGUCUUUUGAACAACGCUCGCACGCUGUUGUCGGACGCAUUCGUCGAUCAGACUUCAGAGCUCAUUGGCGACGCAACACCGCUUGUGGCCACUGUAGCAGAUCUUGUGCAUGCGGUGCUGAAGGAGCUUAUGGGCUAA